Messenger RNA from Mirounga angustirostris (Northern elephant seal), 1606 nucleotides. RefSeq names its product cytochrome b-245 chaperone 1. The coding region runs from base 36 to 599 and encodes 187 amino acids. The transcript is spliced from 6 exons. The record is from RefSeq and is a predicted model, not a curated record. Lineage: Eukaryota; Metazoa; Chordata; Mammalia; Carnivora; Phocidae.
UCUCCUGUCGCGAGCGGUGCGCGCUCAGUCCAGGGAUGUACAUGCGGGUGGAGUCACGCACCAGCUCCUGCCUCCAUCUGAAGAGGGCUCCAGGCAUCAGGUCCUGGUCUUUGCUUGUUGGAAUCUUGUCGAUUGGUCUGGCUGCUGCGUACUACAGUGGAGAUAGUCUGGGCUGGAAGCUCUUCUAUGUCACGGGCUGCCUGUUCGUGGCCGUGCAGAACCUGGAGGACUGGGAGGAAGCUGUGUUCAACAAGAGCACUGGGCAGGUGGUUCUGCAGACAUUCAGCUUGUACAGGAAGCUGCUGACUCUUUUCAGAACUGGCCACGACCAAGUGGUGGUCCUGCUGAAUGACAUCCGGGAUGUGAACGUGGAGGAGGAGAAAGUCCGGUAUUUCGGGAAGGGCUACGUGGUGGUGCUGCGGUUUGCGACAGGCUUCUCCCACCCCCUCACCCAGAGCGCUAUCAUGGGCCACCGCAGUGACGUGGAAGCCAUCGCCAAGCUUAUUGCCACCUUCCUGGAACUGCACCGCCUGGAGAGUCCUGUGGAGCUGUCUCAGAGCAGUGACAGCGAGGCUGAUGGCCCAGGGAGCCAGAGCUGAUGCCCACAGAGCCCCUGGCCUUGGUUCUGGUGGUGCCCUGGUAGGCCUGAUGGGCCACUGGCAAGUCUUCUUCCAGCACCUGGGUGUGUCUCUGGCAGUGCCAGGGUGGGACCCUCAGCCAUUCCUGCUGCUUGCUUCCGCCCUCUGAGCAAAACCAUAGGCUGAUUUCUGCAGGCCUCAGAGCUGCCUCCUCCUGGCAUCAGAUGGCUGGCCCCAGCCUGGGUGGUGUGGGUGGGGCGUGAGGGCACACGUACCCCACUGCCCCACCAACUGUGUGGGGAUCAGGUCUCUGAAAUGGGGAGGGAUGCCCAGGCUCCCGGCGGGGGGGGGGGGGCGGCAGGGAGGUUCGCCAGAACCAGCUCCCCCAGCAUUUCAGCUCCCCAGUGAGAGCAAGGCUUUAGCAGGUGGGCCCAGGGCCAGUGGCUGGGUUAGGCUCUGAGGAUGCUAGGAUGACAGCCACACUCUCAAGUUGUCCGUGGGAAUCCCAGGGGGUCCUGCCCCACAUGCUGUAGCCCUUCUCGGGCUCAACGUCCUCAGUGGUUAGAGUGCGGUGCUUGCCCAGCGUCUGUAGGGCCCAGGGCGGACGCUGAGGGUCCCAUCUGACUAUGUGCACUGCAGCCACUCCCAAGGCCUCCCCAGCCCACAGACAGCACCUGUCCAGCUGGGCCUGCAGCUGGGCUUUCAUGGGGUGGGGGAGGCCUCAUGCAGGCCCUAGACGAGGGCAGCUCCCUUAGGAACCCAGGCAGGACGUGGGCCCAGGGCUGCUGUAGAGGUGGGGGGCAGCAAGGGCACCUCUGAGCAGGCACUCAGGAGCUAUGCCUAGGACUGGCUGGGGAGCACUGCAGAAGAGGGUGGGUCUCUGGGGAGACCCACCCUCUUCUUAGCAGAGGUCACCAACAGCUCUAGUUUGGGGAUGCAGUCAUUUACACAUGCCAAAGUUAGGUUUUAAAGUGGUAAAAUCUGAAAGCCUUCUUUUUCUAAAAUAAAGUAUGAAAUGUUGUAACUGG